AUGAAUAAUAAAGAAGAACGUUACUUCUCUAUUGCUGAUACUAUAGAAACAAUAGUUAAUGCAGAAUCAGUCCUUUUUAACGAAGAACAAUACCCACCUGAUGAUGAUCAAGUAAUCCUUUAUAAAGAGAAUGAAUUAGCGUCCUUAUUCUCUAGAAAGAAAUUUACUUCAUGGGAGGCAUGUGAAACCUUUAUUAACAAAUGGGCUAAAGUACAAGGUUUUCAUAUAGUUAAAGAUCAGGUUGUUCGAGAGAAUGGAGUAUUACGUCGUCGAACUUUUAUUUGUAAUCAUAGUAGAACAUAUAACUUUUCAUCAAAUAAAGAUACCAAUACAAACAAAAUGCAAUGCCCUUUUUAUUAA
This is a messenger RNA of Funneliformis caledonium, 360 nucleotides long. The record is from the annotation of a GenBank genome assembly. NCBI's taxonomy places the organism in Eukaryota, Fungi, Glomeromycota, Glomeromycetes, Glomerales, Glomeraceae.